AUGGUUUGGAAUGCUCGUCACGGCCAAGGCCUCGGUUCGGAUCGUGACAUUCUCUUUCAUGAAGCAAUGGCCUAUAAUGAUGAGCAUCACAAAAAUGUGGCAGCUGAAAAACCCUCAAAAAUUGAGAGAGUAAAAAUAUCCACCAAAAAAGUGGAUAAAAGUUCUGUUUUCAUGCCGCGUGUUGUGCGUAUUUACAUGACGGACAAUGACUCCACAGACUCGCCUAGUGACGAGGUGGAAAUGCUUCUAGGAGAGAAGUCCAAGAGACCUAAGAAGUUGUGGCUAAAGGAAGUCAUGAUUGAAAGUGGAAGGACUAGGGUGAUUUCAAAGAAGAAAUCCAAAGAGAAGAAGCUACUUCAAGGAAACAUGAAGAAAUACAAGGGAGUUAGACAACGAAAAUGGGGCAGGUGGGCAGCAGAGAUCCGAGAUAAAAGAAACAAUACUCGACAUUGGUUGGGAACUUUUGACACUGCUGAGGAAGCUGCUGUGGCUUACGAUGAGGCAACCAUUGAAAUAAAUGGUGCCAAUGCUUUGACAAAUAUUCUGGAGCCACCAUCAAAGAAAAUUAACCCCUGA
This is a messenger RNA of Capsicum annuum, 576 nucleotides long. RefSeq names its product ethylene-responsive transcription factor CRF1-like. Bases 1 to 576 code for a protein of 191 amino acids. The transcript has a single exon. Lineage: Eukaryota; Viridiplantae; Streptophyta; Magnoliopsida; Solanales; Solanaceae. The record is from RefSeq and is a predicted model, not a curated record. Gene Ontology annotation, molecular function: DNA-binding transcription factor activity; DNA binding. Gene Ontology annotation, biological process: regulation of DNA-templated transcription.